Opisthorchis viverrini is the source of this 4838-nucleotide messenger RNA. RefSeq lists its product as hypothetical. The record is from RefSeq and is a predicted model, not a curated record. The transcript is spliced from 11 exons. Lineage: Eukaryota; Metazoa; Platyhelminthes; Trematoda; Opisthorchiida; Opisthorchiidae. Gene Ontology annotation, molecular function: DNA binding. The coding region runs from base 68 to 4300 and encodes 1410 amino acids.
AGAUUUUAUUGGACAUGCUCAGGAUUCUACUUAUUAUGUAUGAAAACUCCUGUUUGAUCCGGUGACAAUGAAUCCUCAAGGCUUGAUAAAACCGUCAGCGUACGGUCAAGCUCUUAGCUCAUCUGCUACAGACCCACAACAUUCUCCUGACGUUGGUUUACCUGUUGUGUGCACUCCUAAGCCCGAGCAAAGUACCUGCAGCCUAUCCGUCGAACAGUCAGCCGAACACGAAGCUCCUCAUUCCAUCUUAGCAUCAUCUUUGCUGGUGCAUGUUCCACAAGAUGCGACCGUACCGUCAGUCGUUCAACACUAUCACGUUCCUUGUCCACCCGUCGUCUGUGGCGUGAAUCCUGUUUCUACUUCCAUUAACACCCUGAACCAACCAUCACCCCUGUCGAGUGAUGCUGAAGCCUCCGUUUGUCCCGAUCCUCAGAAGCAGACGACAGCGAGUUCGAAGAAACAUAAGUUAUUGAAAAAAUGCCAUCGGCAUUUGAAGCGGUUGCUUAGAAAUCCAGGAGGUUCACGUACUUCCGAGAAUGGUCCAGUUGUGUACACUUGUCAACGUGAUGAUAUUCCCGCAGUUGACCAUCGACAAUGCCUAUUGAAUCACCUCCGAUUGGAAGAGAUGCAAUCAAAGUACUCUUCCCUAUCAGAGGAGAUGGCUUCACUUCGACGACAGUUGGUCGCCGUCCAGCAUGCGUUUACCUCUCUGCGUACAAUGCUUCUCGCUUCGUUUACCGCAUCAAACACCGAUCAUCUGGAGGUACCCUCUUUAAAUGGUAUCAUCAACCCAUCUUCUGAGGACCUUUUGACGAGCUCCUUGAUCUCCUCGGGCGACAACCGUGGUACAUUUAUCAAUAACUUUUGCCUGAAUUCAGAACCACCACCCGUCAAAGUACUGCCGGCUUCCUUGAACACAGAACCUCAACUUCCAGUCACCUUUACCCAGUCCUUUGGUUCAGCUUUGGCCAGCACAGUGACAUCGGACCCUUCUAAGAUGACAGCAUCGACCACCUGGUAUCCACCAUCGGUCUUCGGCGAGAUACUAAUCCCUCGAAUGUCAGAAACAGGAAAUACUUCAGAAACCUCCAAUUGGUCCACAUUCUCGGUCGCUCCGACUACUGUUGGACCGACUCGCCAAUCACCCCUACUGUCUACCGACCACACCUCACUUACCGCUGAGCCCAAUAAGGUGAUUUCAGUUGACAAAGUUGAGAAUUUCACCCGACAGUCCCAGUCCAAGCCCGACGGAAUUGUUGAUUCACCCUUACCAGACGAAUCUUCUCAUCCGCUAGUUGUCUCUAUCCCAUCGGUUACUCAGCCAACCGGACUAAGCGUGUCACCAAACGACGUCUGGUCACCCUCAGUGAGCCUCGAUACCGUUAAGCUUGUUGGUGAAGUACGGCGCCGGCUAUUGUUUUUGAACGUUUCGCGCCGCAUGUUGAGCUCUGAGUUGAAAGGGACCAAUUACAGGACUCUAAGCUACCUGUUGCGCAAACCCAAACCCUGGUCACAGCUUUCCUCUCAUGCUCGUGAAAUUUAUUUGCAGUUGGACACCUGGUUGAAGAGUGAUGCGAACGCUGCGGGAGGCCCUCAUGGGACCUUCACGGCUUGCGAGUCUCCCUUUACAACCGCCCCACGUUCUCUUCAAUCUGACUGCCCCUCUCCAUGGACCGUGUCUGGCACAGAUGAAACUCCAACCAGUCAAGACUUGUUGGAUGAUUCGGACAAUCCAGGUGAACCAGUUCUACCCUCUCCUUUGGAAGCAUCAAUUUCUCCUAACUCCUUUAGCUCCAUGCCAACUAUGGAUUCAGCAAAUGAGCAGGAUCGUUGCAUUUCUGAUGUCCAGCACGGGUCUACAAGUAUUUUGGCCACCGUGCUUACUAACCUGACGGUGCCCAACAGGAACACGUCGGCCCAUCAAUAUGCUACACGCAAAUCUUCCAGGCAGUUAGACUUGGAAACACAACGUCGUAUUAGUGAUAUUCUCUCAGCCGCCAGAAGGGCUAUGGAAAAAGAAAAAACAGGUACCGACGAUGGUGAUGAUAUGAAGCGAAAAAAGCGUGCGGUGAUUUCUGAUUCAAGGCCCCACAUUUCUCAGGCUGUGGGCUUGGACGUCUCGAAUUCUUGUUCGUCGGCUGAUCAGCGACCAGCUGCAUUUUCCAACUCGUCUUUGUCUGCGACGCAUCUGACACUUAAGACUGAGGCCCUACGAAAUGCGGCAGUUUCUUCUAACCAUGGUUUGGCUUCUCCCCAUCAAUCGACACAGAUAUCUGCAAUUCCUACCCUCCCCACCGUCAUGUCGACUAGUGUCGCACAGCCUAUGCAAAGCGAAUUUUCGUCCUCUGGCCCACCAACUCAUGAUCAGUUCGGCUCUCCCCCUAGUUCGGCCUCCACGGGUGUUCGACCAGGCGUAAUGUCCGGACAAGUAUCCUUUUCGGAACUGGUGCAGCUGCUGGCCGCCCAAGCUGCACACAAACAGGUAGCUGUACUUCCCAAUUCGAAGGAAAACAAUAUGGUCAGCAGCACAACAAUCCAUCUAGGUCGUCGUCUAGCCCAACCUAUCCAUUCACUAAAGGUAUCGUGUGACCCGAUUGUCGUCGCGAAUGGCAAUGAUACAGCAUCGCCGUGCAGUUUGCCACCGUUAAUCUCAGCUCCUUCAAUGCCGGUCAUACUGGUUCCACCGUGUUCUCUAUCUGAACCAGUCGUCGCCAGUCCCCCAAUGCCAGCAUUGGUUCAGAUUAGUGGAAUCCCUCUGCAAGCCGGAACUCAAUCCAAUGCAGCGAGCCUCCUCACUCCUUUACAGCAGACGUUACUUCUAUUAGCUACUGCGACCAAUUCGGGUCCUCAAACCACGAUGGUGGACAACACCAAUAAUCUUCCAGGCCAUGAACUCCGUGUUUCGGCGUCAUCCAACUUUGAAGGACAUGAACCCCCACCGAUAAACGGUCAACAUCAUACUAACAAUGUGGAUGCAACUUCUUCCGGGAUUAAAGCCAGUAAAGCUUUAGCAGAUUCUGGGUCCAACACAUUUUCGGAGUCCCCCGUUCAACUCAGUCAGAAAACUAUUGCGUCGUUAUCUUCACUCACCUUCCAAGGGCUUACCGCCGCCGACGUUGACACGCUAGCUUCUGGUCUCCCUGAGCUGGACACGUGGGAUUUAUGCAUCCGUACAAAAAAUUACCUUCGUCGGCACAAUGUCUCCCAACGUUUGUUCGCUGAGGCCGUGUUUGGCAUGUCUGAAGCCUGGGUGAACGACUUACUCAAUCGAACAGAACGGUGGGCAUCUCUGACUCCACGAUCUCGGCUUGCCUAUGCGCGUUUAUAUGUUUGGCUACAACAGCCCAAUCCGAUGGAACCCAUAGUGGAGGCUCUUAUUAAUCGUCAGGCAUUGUUCCGCUCGUUACCUGCCAAUAAUUCACCGAACGUCCCCUUGAUAGACUUAACGUCUGAGCGUGAUGUUUCCAAUUCUCGUGCGGCUACAGUUCCCAACAUGGAGAUUUCGAAUUCCAGGAAGCGACCUGCCCUUACUCAGUCUAUACCAGGAUCCAGAAAUACACCGGUGAAAAUUGCGAAAUCAGAACCACCACCCUGUCCUAUUCCACCUAAAGAUGGAGGUCGUUCAUCAGAACAGUUAGAUGAAUAUGAACGACAGAGUUUGUUUGACAUCGCGAAAGCUGCGGCGGUCGCAAUGCAGCGUGCAACCAGCUCGGGUCUAAUGAAGUUCGCUAGAAGCAGAGGCCAGUCUGAGGAUUCUCCAGCAAAGAGCACAAACUCUUCACGAUCUAAUACACCUCUGAAGACAGACGCGCCUCGCUCUUUUGGUUUGGAAUCGAUCACACAUGUCAGACCGCUUGUUCUCUCUCCUGCCAAAUCGUCACCCGGACGCAAUCGUGUUGUGUUCACCCCAGCACAAAAAGAGGCGCUUGUCGCUACCUUCAACCGCCAUCCCUAUCCUCCUGUCGAGAAACUACGGGAAUUGGCCAGGCAGCUAGACUUGAACUAUAAAACGGUUUUACAUUGGUUUCAUAAUCGCCGCAUGCGCAGCCCAAAGCCCCUGCUCACACUGGAUCGAAACACCUCGACUGUGAAUGUUUUUACUGGUACAAAUGUACAGCAGCAGCCUACCGUAAAUAAUCCGUCACCGGCGAACGAUGCAUGCAGUUCAACCACCGAGCCAACCAACCAAUGCCAGUCGAACUGCGGCAAUGGGACUUUCUCAGGUGUCGCUCAACUAGCACAUUCAAAUCGCCGGAAGCGUCCAGACCCUGCCCGAUUCAUCACCCAUCGCCUGUCUUAACUCUUAUUGGUGCGAGUCUUCACUAUACCAUCGUUGUAUCUUGCUAUACCGACUCUGUCUUUCGAAAGCUAGCUGUAUUCUCCGGUGACAACUAAGCGAACCCCAAUAGUUCACUCUCCUUCAGACGAUCCGCUAGAAUGCAUUUGACAAAUCUUCUUGUUUUUUAAUCACUCAAAGUAGUUGCAAUCGUUUUGCAUUUACAAGCUAUCCGACGGGUGUGUGUACUUGAUUCGGUACGGAUCUCUUGCUUUUUCUCUCCUCUUUUUGACACUACGGAUUCAAUGUUCUUGGGCGACCAAGGUUGUGUCGUCAUCUUCGUUGUUCAUCUUACGACUACUGACAGGUUCAACUAACGCUCGCGCCCGCUCUCAUUUUCUAUUUUAUCGAUCCAAUAUUUGCCUCUUCCGUCUAGGUAUUUUUCGGUUUUCAUUUUUCUCGUUUUACGACCAGAUUCUUUGUGCAUUUUCCAUCCCAUAUUUCCUUUCUGUAUAUGCACUCUCUUUUAUACCGCUCCAUUUUUGUAUGUCGCGCUUUUUUA